GUUCCCGUUCCCGGGCACUUUCGGUUUCGUUUCUUGGCCGGGGCGGAGCCGAACGGCGGCCGAUGGCGGGGGCGGUGCUGGAGGUGGGGGGCGUCCCCCCCGACGCCCCCGAGGAGCUGCCGGUGCUGUACUUCGAGAGCCGGCGGCGGUCGGGGGGGGGCCCCGUGGAGAGCUGCCAGCGCCUCGGCCCCCUCCUCUUCCUCACCUUCCACAGCCCCCAGGAUGCCGAGAACGUCCUGGCCCAGGGCACCCACCGGCUGGGGGGGGUGGGAGCUGCGGGUGCGCCCAGCCCCCCCCUGGCACCCCACCCGGCUGCUGCUGGGGGGGCUGGACCCCUGCGCCCCCCCCGAGGAGCUGGAGCCCCCCCUGGGCUCGCUGCUGGGACGAGCCCCCGGCACCUUCGGCCUCAGCCGGGGCCCGGCACCGGGAUGGGCCCUGCUGCGCCUGCGGGACCCCAUGGCCCCCCUCGAGUUCGCGGCGGCGGCGGAGCGGGUCCGGCAGCGGGGGCUGGCGGGGUCGGCGGUGUCCCUGCUGCGGCUACCGGUGGCCAGCAGCGUGGUGGUGCGUGCCGAGGCGCCGGUGCUGAGCCGCGACCUGCUGGAGCUCUACUUCGAGAACCGGCGCAGCGGCGGCGGCAGCGUGCGGGACGUGCGGGUGCUGCCGGGGGGACGCGCCGCCGUCGUCACCUUCCAGGAGGCGGAAGCGGCGGAGCGGGUGCUGCAGAGACCCCACCGGCUGCAGGACGCGGCGCUGGCGCUCGCCCCCCACUACCCCUUCUUGGGGACGCUGGAGGGGGACGAGACCCCCCCGCCAGACACGGCCACCGCGCCGGGUGAGACCCCCCCGACGGGCGAGACCCCCCUGCCGGCCACGGCCACUGCGCAGGACACGGCCCCGGCCCCCCCGGCAGCCCUGGCACCCUCACCGGACACAGCCCCCCCGCCAGGUGUGCCCCCCCCAUCAGAUGGGUCCCCGCCGCCAGCCCCCACGGGCCCGGUGCCGGUGGAGCCACCGGUGUCGAGCCCGGUGCCGGCGGAGCCGCCGUCUGCCUUCCCCGGGGGUGACGGUGACACGGCGGUGGCCGGGCGGUGGCAGCGCCAUGAGGCGUUGGCGGCGGCGCGGGACGAGGUGGUGGUGCCGGCGGAGCCAGGAGCGCUGCGGUACCUGCACCGGCACUACCAGGACCUGCUGGCCAGCAUCCCCGAGGUGUCCCUGCUGCCGCUGGAGGGGGGGGACGUCUCCGGAUUCCGGGUGAGCGGGGAGCCGGGCCGGUGCCGGGCGGCCGCCGAAUUCCUGCAGAGCCUGCUGGGCACCGUGGGCUCGCAGCCGGUGACGCUGCGGUUCCCCGGCGUGGCGCGGUUCCUGCGGGACGAGGGCGGGCAGAGCGUCAUCCGGCAGCUGGAGAGUCGCUUCCAGUGCGUCAUCGACCUGGACGGCGUCCGCUGGGACCCCCCGGACCCACAGACGGAGCUGGCGGAGCUGCUCGCUGCUGCGGCGCCGCAGCCGGACCUGCCCGAGGAUGAGGAUGGUGCCGAUGGAGACGGCCUUCACCGCAGCAUCGAGGAGAUCAAGGAGCUGCUGGCAGCGCUGCGCCCCGGCGACGCCGAGCCCCCGCUGCUCCCCGGCCACGACCUGGACCCCUUCACCGAGCCCCCCGACGGGGGUGGCGCCGGGGAGCCGCCGUGGGGCUGGCGAAGGGCCGGGAUGGAGGAGGAGGAGGAGGAGGAGGAGGAGGCGGCGCAGAUGGUGUUGGCCAUCCAGCGCUCCAUGGAGGACACGGGGCGCGAGGAGGAGGAGCUGGCGCGGGCCACCGCGCUCUCCCUCCGCUCCCACCGCCGGGAGGAGGAGGAGGAGGAGGAGGAAGACGCCGGGCUCCUGGCGGCGCUGGAGGCCUCUCUGGAGGAAUGGCUGCCGGCGGCGGACGCGGCGCGGGUGCUGGUGUUCUCCUCCUUCGAGCGGGACGUGGCGGCGGUGCCGGGGGAGCUGGAGCGGGCGCUGGCGGGGCGGCUGCGGGCACAGACGGUGCAGAGCGAGCGGCUGCAGGCGCUGCCGGCGCGGUGCUGGCGAUGCCUCGUCCUCCUGCAGCGCCGGCACGCCGUCCACCUGGGCCUGCACGCCGGCACCGCCACGCUGCACGGCUUCGCCGAAUACACCGCCGCCGCCGCCCGCGACCUCCACCUCCUGCUCCGGCGCCUGCCGCAGCCCGGCCGGCCCCGCCACGGCACCGCCGGCGCCCACUGGGUGCGCUGGGACCACGCCGGCACCGCCGUCCCCUACCCCGGCGAGGCCACGGCGCUGCUGGAAGGGGCCUGGCAGCGCCGGCAGCGCCGGCUGGACCUGCUGCUGGACGGGCGGCCCUUCACCGUCGACCUGCAGCGCAUGGAGGAGUACGACAUCGGCAACGCCAGCGUCGCCCCUGUCUCACGCAGCCAGCCCCCAGCCGACAGCCUGCUCGGGCCGGCGGUGGCGGCGGAGGAGGAGGUGCGUCUGCUGCGUCUGGCCGAGGACUCGGAGGAAUUCCGCGACACCGUCAGCCAUUUCUACCAGACGCUGGAGGAGCUGCACAGCCAAAUCGCCAUCGUCAAGGUGGAGAAGCUGAUCCACCCGCUGCUGUACGAGCAGUACCGCCUGAAGAGAGCCAGCAUGGAGAGGGGCCGCGCCGGCGGCGCCCCGGUGGAGCGCGUCCUCUUCCACGGCACCAGCCAGAGCUCCAGCCGCGAGAUCUGCCUGCACGGCUUCAACCGCAGCUUCUGCGGCAAGAACGCCGCGCUCUACGGCCUGGGCGUCUACUUCGCGGCGCGGGCGGCCAUCUCGGCGCAGGACCGGUACUCGCCGCCCGCCGCCGACGGCACCAAGCGCGUCUUCGUGGCCAAAGUGCUGACGGGGGAGUUCGCGGCCGGGGGGCGGGGGCUGCGGGCCCCCCCGCUGCGGGACGGGGCCGGCCCCCCCCGGCGCUACGACAGCGUGGUGGACGACCCCCGGCGCCCCGCCAUCUUCGUCAUCUUCAACGACACCCAGGCCUACCCCCAGUACCUCCUCACCUGCCGCCGGCGGGGGGGACCCCCCUGACACCCCCCCCCGCCACCCCCCGACCCCCUGCCCCGGGGUGGGGGGGGCGG
Chroicocephalus ridibundus (black-headed gull) is the source of this 3119-nucleotide messenger RNA. RefSeq names its product poly(ADP-ribose) polymerase family member 10 (gene PARP10). Gene Ontology annotation, molecular function: NAD+ poly-ADP-ribosyltransferase activity; NAD+-protein mono-ADP-ribosyltransferase activity; transcription corepressor activity. The transcript is spliced from 11 exons. Gene Ontology annotation, cellular component: cytoplasm; nucleus. Lineage: Eukaryota; Metazoa; Chordata; Aves; Charadriiformes; Laridae. Gene Ontology annotation, biological process: negative regulation of gene expression; protein poly-ADP-ribosylation. The coding region runs from base 223 to 3069 and encodes 948 amino acids. The record is from RefSeq and is a predicted model, not a curated record.